Molecule: messenger RNA, 828 nt
Organism: Gongylonema pulchrum
Lineage: Eukaryota; Metazoa; Nematoda; Chromadorea; Rhabditida; Gongylonematidae
Source: the annotation of a GenBank genome assembly
AUGACGGACAAUCACGGUGAUAACAACAUAAGUUGUUUCAGGAUAUUUAUGUUCAAUUUCUUGGACAAUGCGCGUUUGAAAGCAUGCGAAAGGUUGCUGCGGCUCUCCAUGCCAGUGGAUGAUAUUGCUUAUUUGGAUGAAAAAGUUUUUGUUUCAAUCUCAUCGAGUUCACACAUUCAACUUUUGUAUUUUCUCAGGAAUAAAGAAGGCGUAUGGGAUUUGGAUAACCCAAAAACAUUGCACUUAUCAAUCCAGAAACAAUCGAUGCUGAGUUCGAAUACUGCGGAAAUGGUAGCGUGCUUGGCCGUCAUUGGUUCCACUAUUUUUGUGGCCAUGGCUAAAUCAUCUACUAUCAAAGUAAUCAAUGCAUUCACGCUGGAAUGCCUGUUGGAAUUUAACAUUUCGCAUAUCGUCAGCAAGGCGCUGUCCAGCCGGGAAGAAAUUAUCCGGAAGCACAAAAUGGGCUGCUUGAGAAUAACAUCACUACUAUGUUGUAAAAAACGCCUGUGGAUUGGAACUUCAGCUGGUAUCAUCAUCAAUACGGCCAUUUCAAAUACAAGAACAUUGAACUGGACACCAUCCUUUAAUGUUUGUCAGGCGGGACACAUUGGAUCUUGUCGCUUUUUAACAGCUGUUUCGGCGUCAGCAGCACCAUCAUUUGAUCUGCGCCGUCGACGUAUGUCACUUAGUGCCCCAACUUUGCAGCAACUGGAACAAAUGUUCGUGAUCAGCGGUGGUGAAGGAUUCGACAGUUGCGCUCUAGAAGUUGAUGGUGAGAAGCGGGAAACUGAAGAUUCUAUUAACCACUUAUUGUUUUGGUCGGCUUAA